AUGAGGCCAGCUACUGCUGGGGUGGAGCUAGAUCUUCAUAAAGAGAGGAAGAGCCGCUCAGGGCUCAGCAUGUGCCGCAGGUCCACGGUAAAGAUGAGGGGAAUCCUGACCUUGGGGCUCCUGUUGGCUACUCCCAGUUGCCUUGGCUACUGUGAGGACCUAGUCAAGUGCUUCCAGGACCCUGAAUACGAGUCCAUCCUUGUCACGGCCCAGGAGGGCCUCUAUACCUCCCCACUGCCCAAGCGCAUGGUGAUAGUGGGAGCUGGCAUGUCAGGCCUGGUGGUGGCCAAGGCCCUGCAGGAUGCUGGCCACCAGGUUACAGUUCCGGAAGCCAGUGACCACAUUGGGGGUCAAGUGGUCACAUUCAGGAAUGAGGAGGAGGGCUGGUACUAUGAAGUGGGGCCCGUGCGAAUCCCAAAGUCACACAGGUAAGUCCACACCUAUGUCAAGAAACUGGGCCUGAAGCUAAACAAAUUCAUACAAUACGAUGGCAAUACCUGGUACCUCAUCAAUGGACAACGCUAUCGCGCUAGGGAGGUCAAGGCCAACCCAGAGCUCCUGGGCUAUUCCAUGAACCCCAUAGAGAAGGGCAAAAGCACUGAAUCUCUCUUCCACCAGUCCACUGCCAAACUCAAACAAAGUCUGAACAAUUUCAACUGCAGCCACCUGAUGUCCUUUUAUGAUUCAUACUCCACCAAGAUGAGUGAGGCUUACCUGCUGAAGGAAGGAAUGCUGAGCCCAGGAGCAGUAAAGAUGAUCAAGGAUGUGAUGAAUGAAGAUGUUGAAUACUAUAAGUCGUUCCUUGAGUCUCUACAGUCUGACAUCAUCUUCUCCAAAAGUGAUGAGUUUACCUAGAUCACCGGUGGCUUCGAUCAGCUCCCCAAAGCCCUCAGCGCCAGCUUGAAGCCUGGCACCAUCCUCCUGGGCUCCAAGGUGGAGAUGGUAGUGAGAGAUGGGCCUGAGAUCGAGAUUUCCAGUGGGGUGGGUGAGCUCCACUCAGAGCUGCAUACCCUCACCGUGGACUUUGUCAUCGUCUCCGCUUCAGUGAAGGCCACACGCCUCAUCACCUUUAAGCCACCACUCUCCCUAGACAAGGUGGACGCGCUUGGCUCGGUGCACUACACCUGUGCUACCAAGGUGGUUCUGGCCUGUAAUGAGCCCUUUUGGGAGCGGGAUGGAAUCCGAGGCGGGGUCUCCAUCACUGACCGGCCCUCGCGCUACAUCUACUACCCUAGCCACAGCCUCCCCAGCGGCAAGGGCAUCCUGCUGGCCUCCUACACCUUGGAUGAUGAUUCUCUCUUCUUCAUAUCCAUGAAGCAGGACCAGGUGGUGGAUAUUGUCCUGGAGGACCUGUUGGCCCUGCACUGGGUGCCUAAGGCGGAGCUGCGGUGCAUGUGCCCCUCCUCUGUGAUCAAACACUGGUCUCUGGACCCGCUGGUCAUGGGUGCCUUCUCUGAGUUCACACCCAACCAACUUGAGGACUAUUUGCAGCACCUCUUCCAGCCAGAGGGCUGCAUCCACUUUGCUGCUGGCGAGCACAUCUGCCUGCCCCAUGCCUGGAUAGACACUGCCAUCAAGUCUGGCCUCCGGGCAGCCAGGAACAUCCAGACUGCCGUGGACGAGGAAGCCAAGGAAGGCAGCUGA
Messenger RNA from Pteropus alecto (black flying fox), 1644 nucleotides. RefSeq names its product L-amino-acid oxidase-like. Gene Ontology annotation, biological process: amino acid catabolic process. Lineage: Eukaryota; Metazoa; Chordata; Mammalia; Chiroptera; Pteropodidae. The record is from RefSeq and is a predicted model, not a curated record. Gene Ontology annotation, molecular function: polyamine oxidase activity; L-amino-acid oxidase activity.